This is a messenger RNA of Pecten maximus, 7256 nucleotides long. RefSeq names its product high affinity choline transporter 1-like. Gene Ontology annotation, molecular function: choline:sodium symporter activity. Bases 10 to 1857 code for a protein of 615 amino acids. Gene Ontology annotation, cellular component: plasma membrane. The record is from RefSeq and is a predicted model, not a curated record. Gene Ontology annotation, biological process: acetylcholine biosynthetic process; choline transport; transmembrane transport. The transcript is spliced from 9 exons. NCBI's taxonomy places the organism in Eukaryota, Metazoa, Mollusca, Bivalvia, Pectinida, Pectinidae.
AUACUGAGGAUGUCAUUGAAUAUCCCUGGCCUACUGGUUCUCCUGGUUUUCUACAUAAUUAUAUUCCUGGUAGGAAUUUAUGCUGCGAGGAGGAGGAGGAGUACAAAUGGAGGAGUUGACACCCUGGAGUCCUCCAUAGUGGCAGGACGAAGCAUUGGAGCUGUGGUAGGGAUAUUUACAAUGACAGCUACUACUGUGGGAGGAGGCUAUAUCAAUGGAACAGCGGAAUCAAUAGCCACUGGUGGACUCGUGUGGACCCUGGCUCCAUUUGGAAUCUUUUUAGGGCUAAGCAUAGGAGGCAUGACUUUUGCCAAGAGGAUGCGGGAUGAGAAAUACCUGACGAUGCUGGACCCGUUCCAGGAAGUGUAUGGCAGCCAGGUGGUGUUGCUUGUCUACAUAGCCUCUGUUUGGGGCGACCUGUUCUGGACAGCAUCAAUAUUAUCGGCUCUAGGAACCAGCCUGAGUGUGAUUCUGGACUGGAGCCGUACCAUUGCUAUAGUGUCAUCGGCCACCAUCACUGUCGCCUACACCAUGAUCGGGCAGAUGAUAUCGGUGGCAUACACGGAUGUCGUACAACUCAUAUUCAUCACAGGAGGGCUGGUUCUCUGUGUCCCAUUUGUAUUCACCAACGAAAAUGUACAAAAUAUUGGUUCUACAUCGAGUGACUGGAUCGGCCAGUUUGACAACAACUCCACUAACCUGUGGAUAGACCUGUUCAUUGCCAUGACUUUUGGGACGAUUCCAUGGCAGGCUUAUUUCCAGCGUGUGUUGUCGGUUCAGAGUGGAAGGGAAGCUCAGAUACUGUCAGUAGUGGGCGGGGCCAGUGCCCUCGUACUUUUCCUCCCGUCUCUCCUGAUAGGUGCUGCGGCUGUCAGUGCAGAUUGGACGAAUACUAGUCUUGGCAUGUCGCCAAUGGCUGCUAACAAGGCUGAUAUGGUGUUGCCUUACGUGCUUAACGAGUUUACACCUGUACCCGUGGCUGUUAUAGGUUUAGGGGCCAUAAGUGCAGCUGUCAUGUCGUCAAUGGACAGCUCUGUCCUGGCGUCCAGCUCAAUGUUCACUAAAAAUAUCUACCAACAACUGCUUCGUUCAAAGGCCUCAAACACAGAGCUGAUCUGGAUUCAACGUGUUGCCAUCCUCGUCAUAGGAAGUACAUCCACAGUUGUCUCCCUUCUGGUGCCAGGUGUAUAUGGGCUCUUUAUCUUGGCAGCGGACAUUGUGUUUGUGAUCAUCUUACCACAGCUGAUCUGUGCUGUGUUUUUCAAAUGGACCAAUUGUUACGGAGCUGUGACCGGAUACGUCGCCGGGACAGUUUUACGCGUUGGUGCCGGAGAAUACAGUAUCAACCUGGAGCCGUUUAUAUUCUAUCCUGCGUAUGACGAUUCUGAGGGACAGAAUUUCCCAUUCAGGACUUUUGCGAUGGUUUCUUCCCUGUUAAUUAUUGUCCUUGUCUCGAUCAUUACUAACGAGCUUGGACUUCCCUGGACAAAACCUGCCAAUACAUACACAUUACAUUCACAAGAUAUUAGUUCCGAAUACACAUCGGAAAAUAAUACAAACUCCUUGUGUACAAAAUUUGACCAACAAAAUCGUCACCAAGGGUUUACGAACUGUGAUAGUACAACCUGUGCUGGUUUAGACUUAUCCGAAUAUAAGGAAGAUGAUUUCACGAACUGUAGCGUUGAGAAUCCUGAUAACGAUGUUACAGAUUCCACAGAAAUUAAAGAUGAUGAAUUUACGAACUGUAAACAAAAUAGAAAAUGGAUCUACGGAAUGAAUUCAUGUGAAGUUCUGAGAAACAAAGAGGAACAGCACCAAGAGCUUGUACAUUUAAACACAAACCACAUUUCUAACUAAACAUGAUGAUUGUUUUUUCAACACAUUGUUUCCAAAAUCUGUUUUAAUUAACCUUAUUAAUCAUAUAAUAUCAUUGUCCAAAAGAAAUGGGUAGGAAAAUGAAAUCACAAUGUUUAGCAUUUUACUGAACUGCAAUAUAUCAGUAUGCUUAUUACAAGGCAUAUGGGCUUAUUUUUAGACAAAUUAGUUAUUUCUAAAUGGAAUUAAAAGUUAUUUUGGUAUAAUAAAGAACGCAUAUCAGAUUUUGUUUUGGGGUAUUACCCUAAAUUUCAUUUGCAUAGAAAAAUAUUGAUUCAUUUGUGUCCUCAAAAAUUAAGUGAUAAUUUCUUAGCUAUAAUCGCUUUAAAUGGUAAUUAUUAAGAUGAUUACAUAUACAUUACAUAAAUAAUUAUGUAAUGUAGCAUAGUUUUAAAAAUUUACAGUGUUGCCACUUGUAGUGAUAGAAAAGCUGGACAAAGCCUGCAAUAUGAGAGAUGAGUGUGUUAAAAAGUUUAAAAGGAAAAAAUCUCAUGAUCAAAAUUGUUUGUCCUCAUUUUUUUUUUUAGUUUGUUGAUUUUUUGUUGUUAAAUUCAACGAUGUUUGUUGUUUCAUUUGCACUAUCAUGAAUCACUGUAAUUAACUCGUUUUAAUUGUUAAAAAACAUUUAACAGAUAAUUAGAAAAUAUCUCUUAUCUUGAUUUUUUUUUAUUGGGGCCAUAAUUUUGCUUUGGCCACAUUUAUACCCAAAUAAACUGAAGAAAAGCAGAUUUACUUGGGUAAUAGCUAGAUGGAUCAUUUUUGUCCUCUACAUAGUUCUUAAAACUCUACCACUCAGACCUCAUGUAUCCAUACACAUGUUACUUCAGAUCAUAAUUCUGUAUUUCAGUUAUAUAAUUAGAAACCAUAAAAAUUGUGAAGCAUAUAAAAUCUACUGCCAUAAUGAUUCUCAUUUGUUUGUUUGUAUUGAAAUAAUUUUUGUGAAAUCUUCUCAAUCAUGCCAGAUCUUGCAUAGCUUGGUGAUGUGUUGCUGUAUUGGUAUUUCCUUACUCUACAUAUACAUGUAUGUACUUGAUGAUUUUGGGGUGGCCUCUGUAGACAGAGGUACCGGUACUUUUUGACAUUGUGGUGGCCUCUGAGAGAGAUACCGGUACUUUUUGACAUUGUGGUGGUCUCUGUAGACAGAGAUACCGGUACUUUUUGACAUUGUGGUGGCCUCUAGCCAGAGAUAUAGGUACUUUUUGACAUUGUGGUGGUCUCUAGCCAGAGAUACCGGUACUUUUUGACAUUGUGGUGGUCUCUAGCCAGAGAUAUAGGUACUUUUUGACAUUGUGGUGGUCUCUAGCCAGAGAUACCGGUACUUUUUGACAUUGUGGUGGCCUCUAGCCAGAGAUACCGGUACUUUUUGACAUUGUGGUGGUCUCUCUAGACAGAGGUACGGGUACUUUUUGACAUUGUGGUGGUCUCUGUAGACAGAUACCGGUACUUUUUGACAUUGUGAUGGUCUCUAGAUAGAGGUACCGGUACUUUUUGACAUUGUGAUGGUCUCUCUAGCCAGAGAUACCGGUACUUUUUGACAUUGUGGUGGUCUCUAGACAGAGAUACCGGUACUUUUUGACAUUGUGGUGGCCUCUAGACAGAGAUACCGGUACUUUUUGACAUUGUGGUGGCCUCUAGACAGAGAUACCGGUACUUUUUGACAUUGUGGUGGCCUCUAGACAUAGAUACCGGUACUUUUUGACAUUGUGGUGGCCUCUAGACAGAGAUACCGGUACUUUUUGACAUUGUGGUGGUCUCUAGACAGAGAUAUCGGUACUUUUUGACAUUGUGGUGGCCUCUAGACAGAGAUACCGGUACUUUUUGACAUUGUGGUGGCCUCUAGACAGAGAUACUGGUACUUUUUGACAUUGUGGUGGCCUCUAGACAGAGAUACCGGUACUUUUUGACAUUGUGGUGGCCUCUAGCCAGAGAUACCGGUACUUUUUGACAUUGUGGUGGUCUCUAGACAGAGAUACCGGUACUUUUUGACAUUGUGGUGGCCUCUAGACAGAGAUACCGGUACUUUUUGACAUUGUGGUGGUCUCUGUAGACAGAGAUAUAGGUACUUUUUGACAUUGUGGUGGUCUCUGUAGACAGAGAUACCGGUACUUUUUGACAUUGUGGUGGUCUCUGUAGACAGAGAUAUAGGUACUUUUUGACAUUGUGGUGGUCUCUGUAGACAGAGAUAUAGGUACUUUUUGACAUUGUGGUGGCCUCUAGACAGAGAUACCGGUACUUUUUGACAUUGUGGUGGUCUCUAGACAGAGGUACCGGUACUUUUUGACAUUGUGGUGAUCUCUAGACAGAGAUACCGGUACUUUUUUGACAUUGUGGUGGUCUCUAGACAGAGAUACCGGUACUUUUUGACAUUGUGGUGAUCUCUAGACAGAGAUACCGGUACUUUUUGACAUUGUGGUGAUCUCUAGACAGAGAUACCGGUACUUUUUGACAUUGUGGUGGCCUCUAGACAGAGAUACCGGUACUUUUUGACAUUGUGAUGCCUCUAGCCAGAGAUAUUGAUUAGAUAGAAGCAGUCUCUUGAGCAGAGUUUUUAUUUUUUGAAUCAUUGUAAUAUUGCAUUUAGAGUUUGAACAUAUAUUUUAUUGAAUUAUGAUUGAAUGUAGGACCAACAGAGUAUUGUUUCUCAACCUUUAUACAUUAUAGUUCAGUGCUGUUUUUAGGGUUUUUAAGUAAAUAUUUGUCUUGUUAUACAUAUAUCUUACCUGAUGGUUUUAAAACAAUUUUCUAUACUGUUCUUGUGUUUUUUUUUAUUAUAUGACAUUUGAUUUGCUGUACAUUGAAUUAUUAUGCAUUUUCACUUGCAAUUAAAUUUCUACACUAAAGAUACAUAUCUAUGAUAAGUAAAACACUGAAAUUUGUGUGACCAAUCAGUUAAUUACUAUUAAUUAGUUUGAUAUCUUGUUCACACUGAGGUAAUAUGUUGCUCCCUACCAUGUCGGUUUGUGUUUCUUGGGAAGCUGUUUAACAGGCCGGCCUGUACUGUCGUAGUUGUGUCCUUGGGCAAGACACUUUACCUUAAUUGUUCUGGAUGGCAUGCUAUGGGCCACCUUAUGUUGUUUAGUGUGGUAGUCACCAACUACUACAAAGAUACCCCACCUUAAUGUGGAUGGCAUGUGUAAGGGCCUGCUUAUGUUGCGUAGUUAGGUAGUCAUUAACUACUACAAAGAGACCCUGCCUUGCUCUGGAUAUGGUCCUCCUUAUAUUGCUAAGUUAGAUAGUCACAAACUACUACAAGGAGACCCCAUCUUAAAAUAUUCCUGACUGUUCAAUUAACGCAAGUCACGAUGAACCCAGCAAACAAACAAACAAACAUCACACUGACUCAUAUUGUUUGUCAAUGUUAAAUAUUUACUUGUAAUGGUUACUAUUAGUUACACUGCAAAAAUUGUUUUGAUCUGAUAAAAUGAGUAUUGUUGUAUCCUUGUUUUGUAGAAAUUUUUUCCAGAGCUAGUCCUUAAUUAUACCUGCAACAGAGAGCAUGAUAAAUUAAAUUUAUUUCACUGCCUCUGUUAGGGAUCACACCUGGGACCUCUAGGUUACUAGUCUUAAAACUCAACCAGUCGAGCUAACGAGAAGUUCUCUCUAACCAGCUGGCAUAUCAUGGUUAAUAUGUACCAGAAUCGCUUUCCUUUUGAGUUUUAUCCAACAGACUACAGAUGAAUAUACCGUAUGCAUUAAGAGAGUCAGGUAAUUUGGGUCCGACGGUCAAGGACAAAGAAGAUGACCCUGGCUGUUAGUAAAGUUUAAAUCAAAUCAUACAAAUACUUAUUAUUGGUAUUUUACCUAUCAGUUGCAUUUAAAAUAUUAAUUUCAUUAAGCAAGUUUCCCAUAAAAAGAAUUUUACAUUUAUUUUAUUUUGUUAACCUUACCAUAGAUUUUUUUUUUAUUUCGGGUAGCAAUGCAAAUGUUAUGAGAUGAAAAUAAUACAAUCAUUCAGUCAAACCUGUCUAUAACAGUCACACAUUUGAGCAGAUAAAUCUGCCUUAAUAGGUAAGUAGCCUUUAAAUGUGAUGUAGCAUUUGGAUCCUAGAUAUGGCCUGUAUAGACAGGGUUUUGUAACAUAUAGAGUUGACCUUUAUAUACAGUGGAUUAUUUGGAUCCUAAAUGUGGCCUGUUUGACAGGAUUUUGUAACAUAUAGGAGGUGGUCUUUAUAUACAAUGUAGCAUUUGGAUAAUAAAUAUGGCCUGUAUAGACAAGGUUUUAUAACAUAUAGAGUUGAUCUUUAUAUACAGUGCAGCAUUUGGAUCUUAAAGUGGCCCAUAUAGACAAGAUUUUGUAAUGUAUAGAUAUAGAGGUGACCUUUAUAUACAGUCCAGCAUUUGGAUAAUAAAUAUGGCCUGUAUAGGCAGGAUUUUGUAACUUAUAGGAGGUGACCUUUUAGACAGGUUUGACUGUGGUUAAUUAUGAAUGAAUUGGGAUAUUGAAUAAGUAUGACAUUCCAUAGAACAGUGUUAUUGUUUGAUUAAUGAUUGAUUGUUAAAUUGAUUAAUAAAUUAAUCAAUGAAUUAUUUAAUUUUGAUAUGUAAUAAUUAUAUGUGCUAGUCAGAUAUAAUUGCAUUGGGUUUUUUUCUUUUAUCUUAAAUAACCUAUUUCAAACAAAAACUUGAAAUGAUUUAUGAAAUUUUGAUUCUUUUUGACAUCAAUGUAUUGAUGUUUAAUAUGUACUUUAUAUGAAGUUUACUUUUCAUACAUGCGUAACUGUUUUUGUUCACAAAACUAGUGCUUAUAAUUUUUUGCUGUGACAUGCAUGAUUUGUUGUUAUAUAAGUGCUGAAACUAUAUUGUUUAAGGCUAGUCAUCCGUGAUGCAUUAACCAAUAAAGUGUUAAAUUGUAAAUGCUGGUACUGUGUGUUUGAGUGUCAAGAACUAGUGCUUAAAUUACAUUGGACGUACUCUAGUCAUUAGUAACACAAGUACUGUACUACACAUUUUAAGUCUAUAGCAAUAUACCAUAGCACUGUUAAUCAGAUGUCAGUGUUGAACAUUUCGCAGAGAUGUACUAAACAUGACAAUAUGAACGGUGAUUCAGCAAUCAUUUAACAAAUAUACUUUUAACUGGAAAAUGCUCAUAUAAAACAUUGUUUUUAGUAGUUUUUCGAUAAUUUUUCAAUAAAUGGAUUUAGGUCAUAAUAUUUGCAAAAUGAAACAAGACCUGUUUUGGGACUUGUUGGGGGUUAAUACGCACAAAAUGAAGUGCUCAUUGAUAAAUGAAACAUUUGUAUCACAACCACUGAAUAUCUUGUAUUGUGUUGUGAUAUAAGAAGCCUGUUCAUUUCUCGCACUGAACAUGAAGGUGGAAGCGCAAUAUUUUAAUGUAAUAUCAACAUAAAUUGUAUUUGAUAAUAAAGUGAAAAGAUCUUUAA